AUGUGGGAUUUUUUUGACAAAUAUAUGGCGGCGACAAUUCAGUGCCACAUAAAUCACAAAGUAUUUUUUUCGACGCGUUUUUCACCCUCUUAGUAAUGUCUGUAGCUAAAUUAAAGCCUGUCGGUGUGUGAUAGUUGUGGGUGGUUUCUGGGGCAUACACAGAAUGGUUGUUGAGUCGCUACAUCGUCAAUCGGGACACGCGAAAAUGCAGCCAGCGGGCAUGACACCGAAGGAGCUGUCGGAGAAUGAUGAUCUGGCAACAUCCCUCGUCCUGGACCCAUUCCUUGGCUUUGUCACGCACAAAAUGAACAUCAAGUACCGUCCACUAAAGGCCAAUCGCGACGAACUGAGGCGCAUUGUGGGGGAAUUCAUUGAGACGAAGAACUACGAGAAAGCCUACGGAAAGAUCAUUAAAGGCGAAUGGAUUCCCCGGCAUGUGCACAACAAGAGCAAAUUGGCACAGAAGAGACUCCAGGAGCAUAUUUAUCGGUACCUCCGUGUAUUCGCCAAGGAGUCCGGGUUCACGAUAGAGCCGUGCUAUCGGUACUCCCUGGAAGGGCAGAAAGGCGCCAAAAUCUCCUCAACGCGCAAAUGGUACAAAAAUGAGAAGAUUGAAUACCUCGUGGGGUGCAUUGCGGAACUCACGGAGGCCGAGGAGGCGAUGCUUCUGCAUCCGGGAAAGAAUGAUUUUAGCGUCAUGUACAGCUGCCGGAAGAAUUGCGCGCAGCUAUGGCUUGGCCCGGCGGCGUACAUUAAUCACGAUUGCCGGGCUAAUUGUAAAUUUGUCGCCACGGGACGUGAUACGGCGUGCGUGAAGGUUUUGCGUGACAUUGAGGUGGGUGAGGAGAUAACAUGCUUCUACGGUGAGGACUUUUUUGGCGACAACAACGACUACUGCGAGUGCGAGACGUGCGAAAGGCGCAGCAUGGGGGCAUUUGCCAAAGAGAAAACCACCACGGAGGAGACAUCGCCGGCGAGCGGGUAUCGUCUGCGUGAGACUGACAACAGGAUUAACAGGAUUAAGAGUAAGAACCCAGCUAAUGGGGUUGGUGUGGACAAGGAGCAAUCGUCAAAUGGGAAGAUUGUGGCUCCAUUGACGCUCAGUGAGUUACGGCAGAAAGGAAUGACAAAGUACGAUGCUGAGAUGAUUAUGGCACAACAUCCGGAUGUGCAGAUGUUUCAGCAGCAUGAAGAAACGGCGACGAAUGGGCACAACACACGUCAAAAUGGGCAACAUACACGGAAGAGUACGCGAUUGCAGGAAACAACGGCGAGUGGGAGCUCAGGGAGGCGACCGCCGGCGGCACAGAAGAGCCCCAAAAUGAGUGGAGGACGGUACAAUACGAGGGGUUCCUCCGCAGCGGCGACUGAUGAUGCCAGCAGUUGUUCAGGGAGUGUGGAUGAGGAGGAAGAACGUCGAGGGCGCCGAAAGAGCCACCCAGCAUGUAGGCUCAACCUUUCGGCGCAUUUUGAGGGAUUAGCCCCAAAGCGUCGAGGGCGCUUAGCGGACAAGGACACUGUGAUCAGUCUCCUCGAGGAUGAGGAUGAGGAGGACGACAUGAAUGUGAUACUGCGCAAGAGAAAAGUGUCCAAGAGUGUCAGUGAGACAGAUAGUACGUCAUCGUUGGAGAAUAAAGCACCCCGUAGUGGUGGUGAGACACCAACGGUACUCAAGACACCCGAAAGGCGCCUCAAGUUGACGCUACGCAUGAAGAGGAGCCCCAUUUUGGAUGAGGUCAUCGAAUCGGGAACGAGUUUGAGUGAAGAAGCCCCAAAUGGGGCUUUUGUGGCGCCGGAGUAUGAAGUUCUGCGCGUUGAGGGGCUCAUGGAUGACGAUGAGGAGGGUGAUGAAGAUGGGGAGACCACGGGGGAGACGCACAGUGACUUUACGGAUACAUCGCCGCCGCAGAAGCGCAAGAAGAGGCACAAAACAAAGAAGAGACGCGAUAAGCAUCGCCGACACCAUCAUACAACCACCUGCCCGCCAGAAGUGACGACGGCAUCGCCCCCAAUGAAGCGCCUUCGUCUCAUUUUUGGCAAUGAAUCUCACACCAUCAACAUUCCGCCGCCCGAUGCGGCCCCCAUGGCAGCUGCUGCGGAGCCCACGGCGUCCCCGAUUGCGCAAGUGGUUAACUGACAACGUGACAAGCCGCCCAUUGCCCCAAAACGCCGUCGCCCCUGACCCACAGUAUACUCCCGACGUCUUCGGGCAAGUAGACAGAACUGAGUUCCCCCCAAUUAUACUUUCAGUGUGCUUUCAAUGCAAAAAAAUUGUAGCUCUAAAUUCAUUUCAGUUUCUUUGUUUUGUGUUCAAAAAAUUAUUCUUUGUUGUUUUUUUCAGUUAAUAUAAAAUUCUUUGUGGAAUGUA
Molecule: messenger RNA, 2368 nt
Organism: Lutzomyia longipalpis
Lineage: Eukaryota; Metazoa; Arthropoda; Insecta; Diptera; Psychodidae
Gene: Hmt4-20
Product: histone-lysine N-methyltransferase Suv4-20
Exons: 5
Coding region: 164-2137 (657 amino acids)
Cellular component (GO): nucleus
Molecular function (GO): histone H4K20 methyltransferase activity; protein binding
Source: RefSeq, a predicted model, not a curated record